Ogataea angusta is the source of this 2001-nucleotide messenger RNA. RefSeq lists its product as uncharacterized. NCBI's taxonomy places the organism in Eukaryota, Fungi, Ascomycota, Pichiomycetes, Pichiales, Pichiaceae. Gene Ontology annotation, biological process: microtubule-based movement. The coding region runs from base 1 to 2001 and encodes 666 amino acids. The transcript has a single exon. Gene Ontology annotation, molecular function: microtubule motor activity; ATP binding; microtubule binding. The record is from RefSeq and is a predicted model, not a curated record.
AUGAUGCUAAAAGACAUCUCGAAUAUUUCGGUCUCUCGACGCAUGGACGACAGGUCUCCUCCGCGCAAGGCAAUGAAACCGGCAAAAGUCAUCGAGAACAUCCAAAGGAGCAGAGAAUUGGAGCUCCAGAAGGCGCAGGAGUGGAAGGACAAGAACCAGCAGGAGCUGAAUGAUCUCAACAGUGAGCUGUGGAGAAUCCGCACAGACCUACCUGAGCUCGAGUUGGACCUUGAAAAGCUGAACAACCAGCUUUUUGAGCUAGAAAAGCAGUACAAAGAGAAGGAAAACGAGCUUGCAGAGGCCGACAAACGGCUGGAGAGCGAGAUUGCAGAAUUGAAACAAGAGUUUGAGCUCUACAGGUGCAACACAGAACUGGAGUUUAAUCGCAAAAUUGAGCAGUUAAGUGCAGACUGCGACUCAAAGGUUCAGAGCGAAAUAGCCCAGAAACAGGCCGCCUACACAAAUGCCAGACGAAAAUUAGAGACAAGAAAAGAAGAGCUCGUAAGGCAGAUCAACGAGGAGAAAUUGCAUUUUCAGAGCGAACACGAGCGCAUAAUAGAACGGAGACGCGUCAGGCUGGAAGCUGUGGACAGAGAGUAUGCACGAGAACUGAAUAUCUUGGAGGAGGACAAGAGGGAGAUUACUCAGGCAGUUGCUGCUGUCUAUUGCAACUUCGAGGCCCUGGAGGCAAAAAUCGCCAGAAGAGAGCAAGAAAGACAGGAGCUGGAGUCACAAGUGGAGUCUACAAGACUCAGGUCGGCACAGUUUGAAGAAAAGACGGCCGAGAUACGUCACGAGAUACAAGUGCUAAAUAUUGAGUUCCAGAAAAAAGUCGGGCUUUUGCAGCAAAAACAGCAAGAUGCCGAGCAAUUUGUCACCUCCACUGUUGCACUGAAAGAGCAGCUUCUGUCCGAAGAACUGGCCCGUCGCAAGGCCCAUAAUAUUCUCCAGGAUCUAAAAGGAAACAUUCGUGUCUUCUGCAGAGUCAAGCCGGAACAGAGAGAAAACUGUUUCAAGCACCAGAUGUUCGCAUCUACAGACUCAAACGACGGAAAGGAGCAAAUUAUUAUCACUGAACCACCGCUCACGCAACAGCCACUUCACAGCUUCAGCAAGCCUGCUCCCAAGAACUACAAAUUUGGUUUUGACAAGGUGUUCGGCAUGGACUCGACCAACUCGGAAAUUUUCGACGAAAUCAGCCAGCUGGUUCAAAGCGCCUUGGACGGCUAUAAUGUGUGCAUUUUUGCGUACGGACAGACAGGUUCGGGCAAAACAUUUACGAUGUCUAGCGCGACGGACGGAAUCAUCCCGCGCGCCGUGGACCUGAUAUUUCAGAGAAGCCGUUCCGCCAAGGACAAUGGAUGGGAGUUUAGCAUCACAGGACAAUUCUUGGAGAUAUACAACGAAAACAUCAACGACCUCAUGACAGAGUCUUAUCUGCGCAACUUGGAUACUGUCAAGCACGAAAUCAAGCACGAUGAAGCCACACGAACGACCACAAUUACCGACAUGACCACUGUUGCACUAGAAAACCAAGAGCAGGUGGCUCAAAUUUUAAAAAGCGCCAACAAAAACCGCGCGACCGCGUCCACGAAUGCCAACCAUCGGUCGUCGCGAUCUCACUCCAUUUUCAUGAUCCAGCUGAAUGGCCACAACACGAAAACCAGCGAGUCUGUUGAUGGCAAGCUGAACCUCAUAGACCUGGCCGGGUCUGAGCGGAUAUCGCAAUCGAUGGUGACUGGAGAUCGCCUUAAAGAAACGCAAUCCAUCAACAGGUCGCUCAGCUCUCUGGGUGACGUGAUAACCUCUCUGUGCAACAAAAGCCAGCAUAUCCCAUACAGAAACUCAAGAUUAACAUAUCUUCUACAAUACUCGCUUGGCGGAGACUCCAAGACUCUCAUGUUUGUUAACAUAUCCACCAAAUUACAGCAUUUCAACGAAACACUCAACUCGCUCCGUUUUGCCACCAAGGUGAAUAGUACACAGCUGCAGACGAAAUAG